AUGGUCACUGCUGAGACAGUGGGGCACAGCUACUUGGUGGCGUGCUGGCAGCCCAUCCUGGUCCUGAUGCUGGGCACCGUCCUCUCCGGCUCGACCACCGGAUGCCCUUCCAGAUGUGACUGCAAUGCCCAGGAGCGCUCGGUUGUGUGCCACCGAAGACGAAUGGCGACUCUUCCCGAAGGCAUCCCCACAGAAACAAGGCUUCUCGAUCUGAGCACCAACCGUCUAAAACUUAUUGGGCCGGAGGAAUUCAUCAACUACCCGCAGCUGGAGGAGCUCCAACUAAACGAAAACGUUAUCUCGUCCAUUGAGUCCGGCGCGUUUAGCAACCUCAUGAACCUACGGACUCUGGGGUUGCGCAAUAACCAGCUCAAGCUCAUCCAGCUGGGGGUGUUCACUGGCCUCAACAACCUUACGCAGCUGGAUAUCAGUGAGAACAAGAUUGUCAUUCUGCUCGACUACAUGUUCCAGGAGCUCUACAACCUGAGGGUGCUGGAAGUGGGUGACAAUGACCUCGUUUUCAUCUCGCCACGAUCGUUUCACGGCCUCAGCAAUCUUGAAACCCUCAACAUUGAGGGUUACAAGCUGUCCUCAGUGCCCACUGAUGCCCUGAGCCAUCUGCACAACCUGCUGUCACUCCGAUUACGGUAUCUGAACAUCACUGCCAUAAGGGAUUACUCCUUCAAGCGGCUGUAUCGGCUAAGAGUACUAGAAAUAUCACACAUGCCUUCCAUGGAUACCAUGACCCCCAAAUGCUUAUUUGGAAUCAACUUGACCUCUUUAGCAAUUACAAACUGCAAUCUUACCAUCAUUCCCUACCAAGCCAUCAGUCACCUGAGAUAUUUACGAUUUCUAAACCUGUCUUUCAAUCCCAUCCGUACUGUCGAAGGAAACCAACUUCACAAUCUGCAAAAGCUGCAGGCUUUUCAUUUGGCCGGCGGCAGAUUAAUUGCCAUCGAGCCUUACUCCUUCCGAGGACUAAAUCAUCUGCAGGUUCUCAAUGUUUCUGGUAAUAGGCUGAACACCGUGGAGGAGUCUGUUUUCCACUCCGUGGGUAAUCUGGAGACCCUGGCUUUGCAUGACAACCCUUUGGCAUGCGACUGUCGCUUGCUCUGGGUUUUCCGCCGGCGUUGGAGGCUAAACUUUAAUAGACAGCAGCCCAUCUGUGCUUCACCUGAUAUCGUGCAAGGCAAUGAGUUCAAAGACUUCCCAGAUAUCCUCCCUUCCAAUUAUUUUAGCUGCCAGAAAUCCCAAAUUGUGGAUAACAAGGUUCAAGAGAGCCACGUGGACGAAGGGACUACCAUCAGUUUUGGCUGCCAAGCGGAAGGUGAUCCAGUCCCCGUCAUCAUGUGGCUUUCUCCGAAGAAAGAUUACAUCACCACCAAAACUAUGGGCUCAAGACUUUCCGUGUCCGACGAAGGUACGUUAGAGGUUCGUUAUGCCCAAAUUCAAGACAACGGAACUUACCUGUGCAUUGCAAGCAAUCCUGCAGGCAAUGACACCAAAGUCUGGCAUCUUUUUGUACAUAGCUACUCCCCUAAUUGGCCUCAUCAACCAAACAAGACGUUUGCCUUCAUUUCCAACCAGCCCAGCGACGAAGGGGCGAACGUGACCCGGACCACAAUUCCAUUUCCGUUUGAUGUUAAGACACUAAUCAUCGCAACCACCAUGGGGUUCAUUUCUUUCCUCGGAGUUGUGCUCUUCUGUCUUGUUAUUCUGUUUCUGUGGAGCCGAGGAAAAGACAGCACAAAGACAACUAUAGAGGUCGAGUACGUUCCGCCUAAAGAAGACGCAGAAGAGCCUAGUCCAACUGAGACUCCCAUUCAAUUCAAUAUGAAAAUCAUGUGAACCGUGAAAAAGAGGGCCUGCAGACCUUUUAACUCAAGUCGGUAUGUGGACUAUCUUUGCUUGAGUGAUAGCGAUGGCGCAGCAGCGAAUGCAUCUUGACCCAAUGUACUCCAAUUAUUGUUUUUUUCUUGUUUUUGUUUUUUAGAAAAAUUGUAAAAUAAAAAAAAAGAAGUUGAAUUUCUGUAAA
Nerophis ophidion (straightnose pipefish) is the source of this 2035-nucleotide messenger RNA. RefSeq names its product leucine-rich repeat and immunoglobulin-like domain-containing nogo receptor-interacting protein 1-B. NCBI's taxonomy places the organism in Eukaryota, Metazoa, Chordata, Actinopteri, Syngnathiformes, Syngnathidae. Gene Ontology annotation, molecular function: protein binding. The transcript has a single exon. The coding region runs from base 1 to 1848 and encodes 615 amino acids. The record is from RefSeq and is a predicted model, not a curated record. Gene Ontology annotation, cellular component: plasma membrane.